Rotaria sp. Silwood2 is the source of this 2127-nucleotide messenger RNA. The record is from the annotation of a GenBank genome assembly. Lineage: Eukaryota; Metazoa; Rotifera; Eurotatoria; Philodinida; Philodinidae.
AUGACUUUGAAUACUGUGAAAAAUAAAAUAGAAGAAAUUCUUUCACAAAAUGAUGAAAAUCAAUCAGUAAUCAUUAAUCGAUUAGAUAAAGUAAUUCAGGAAGCCGGAAUUGACGCAAUAGCAGCAUGGCGAAAUUUAAAGAAUAAAACAGGAAAUACAUUAAUACAUGAAUUGGUCGAAAAAAACUGUCCAGAUGUUGUUCAAUAUCUAGUCAAUAAAUAUAAAUUAGACGUAAAUGUUCGUCGUGAAUCGGAUGAUAAAACACCUCUUGACUUGGCUCAAUCAAAAGAUGAUGAAGAAAUGGUAAAUAUAUUAGAUGAUCUAAACUGUAACAUGAUGCAAGAAAUUUCCAAUGAUGAUGUAUCUGAUGUUGACCCAAGAAAAAGAAUGAACCUUGUUUGGCUUGAUUUAGAAAUGACAUCUAUUGAAGAUCCCAAAAUCAUGGAAUGUGCUGUUAUAAUUACAGAUAAACAUUUAAAUGAAUUAGAACGAGAUCAAUGGGUUAUUCAUUAUGAUCAAACCGAAUUAGAUACACUUGGUUCAUGGCAUCAGGAACAAUUUAAAUCUGUCGAUCAAGGUGGCAAUGGUUUAUUCGAUGCAUGUAUCAAAUCUACUCUUUCCGAAUCCGAUGUUGAAAAAAAACUACUCAAAAUACUUCAACGUCAUUGUCCUGAAAAAGAAUGUUCUUUAGCUGGUAGCUCAAUACACAUCGAUAAAGAAGUUUUAAAACAGCGAAUGCCAAAUGCUCAUAAUUAUUUACAUUAUCGUAUUGUUGAUGUUAGUUCAUUUCGUGGAAUGUUAAAGCGAUGGGCACCAAGAAAUGAAUUAAAAUUUGUAAGUAAACUAUCCAACAAUGGACGAGAUACAGUUAAUCAUCGAGCUAUGGAUGAUAUUGAAUAUUCAAUAGAACUUAUGAAAUUGUUUCAUCCAUUAUUAACUGGACGUCCAUAUCGAGACAGGAAACCACAAGAUCGACCAUUACAUAGAAAUGAGAGACGUGAUGCUGCAGAAGCUUCUGCUGUACCAAAAAAUAAUCGUCCAAUUGGAAAUUUUGAACCAGAUAGAUCAACAUUUUUUGCUGAUGAGAAGACAUUAGUGGCGCGAUUGGAACUCGAAAAGAAUACUAAUGUAAAGACUCUAAGACUCGAUAAAAAAUCUCAAGAAAUCUACAAUCGUAAUCCACAUUUACGCGAAGUUUUUAUAAGUGGUGAGUCAAAAGUAGAAAUUCAACAGAUAUUCAAAAAGGAAAAUCGGUUUUUGAAAUUACGAAGUCUUACAUCCUAUCGCCAAAUGUCUACUCAACAUCAUAUUACAACUGAACAUUGGGGAACACGAAAAUUACUAUUAACAGAUAUCGAGUUUUUAACAAAUUAUGGUCGAUCUGAAAAAUAUUUGGUAAUUUAUAUUGGUGCUGCACCUGGUAUACACAUUAAUUAUUUAAGUGACUUAUUUCCUGAUCUCGAGUUUGUUCUUAUUGAUAGAAAAAAAGUUGAAACCAAAAAAACACCAAAAAUUCAUAUUCGUUCAGGAGAAUUUCUUGAUGAUAUAGUGAAAGAAUAUUCUAAAUCAAAAAGAGAAUUAUUAUUAAUUUGUGAUAUACAUGCGUUUGGUGCACAAGAUGAUUUAGACGAUAACAUGGUAAUUGAUAUGGUCAAUCAAAGAGAAUGGCAUUCAUCUAUGAAACCAAAAGCAUCUCUUCUAACAUUUCACUUUCCGCAUACAAAACAUCAAUUACAGUAUUUUGAAGGUGAUCUCAUAUUAGAACCAUGGGCUUCAAGACGUUCUUCUGGUUGCCGUUUGGUAGCUCAAAAAAAUGCACGUAUGAUUAAUUAUGAUUUCAAGAAUCUUAAGUUAUCUAUGGAUUAUUUUCAAAAUGUGCUGAGAACAAAUUAUUAUGAACAUGAUCUCAAAGAUUCAAAUACUGAUGGACUUGAUCAUUGCUUUGAUUGUAGAAGUGAAAUAUUUAUUUUAUCUCGAUAUCUGGAGAAAAUUCAAAAAGUUUCAAGCGAACAAAUAUUAAAGGCUGUAUCGAAAAUGUCUGAAGAAAUUUCAAGAAACAUAUUCGAUAAAAAUAGACCACCGAUUAUUUCCGGCACACGAACACUGGCUGUUGUUCCCAAAAAAUAA